Messenger RNA from Hibiscus syriacus, 866 nucleotides. Its product is annotated as NADPH:quinone oxidoreductase-like. Gene Ontology annotation, molecular function: FMN binding; oxidoreductase activity. Gene Ontology annotation, cellular component: cytosol. The transcript is spliced from 3 exons. Lineage: Eukaryota; Viridiplantae; Streptophyta; Magnoliopsida; Malvales; Malvaceae. The record is from RefSeq and is a predicted model, not a curated record. Bases 142 to 735 code for a protein of 197 amino acids.
GUCCCACCAACCCAAACCUCAUCGACGACGCAUGCCAACCCCUGUCAUCGUCCCUCUUUCAAACCCUACCUUUCACCCUUUUAUAUAACGACACCAGCACGUUAUCCAAUGGAAACGAGAGAUUCAAGAGAUUAGAGUGCUAUGGAAGCUGUUGUAGCCGCAAAACCAGUGAUCAAUGUGGCUGCCCUAUGUGGGUCUUUAAGGAAAGGCUCUUAUAACAGAGGAUUAAUUCGAACAGCUACUGAGAUUAGUAAGGAGUCCAUUAAUGGGAUUCAGAUGGAAUACAUAGACAUUUCACCACUUCCAAUGCUCGACACGGAUCUGGAAGUUGAUGGGAAGUAUCCCCCUGCUGUCGAGGCUUUCAGGCAGAAGAUUUUGGAGUCCGAUAGCAUUCUUUUCGCCUCCCCCGAAUACAACUAUUCAGUUACCGCACCUCUGAAGAAUGCAAUUGACUGGGGUUCAAGAUCACCAAAUGUAUGGGGAGAUAAAGCGGCCGCUAUCAUAAGCGCUGGCGGAGGCUUUGGCGGUGCUCGGUCACAUUAUCAUCUUCGCCAAAUUGGGAUUUAUAUUGACCUUCAUUUCAUCAAUAAACCCGAGUUUCACUUGAAUGUGUUUCAGCCUCCGGCGAAGUUUGAUAGCGAUGGCAACCUUGUGGAUCCGACGUCUAAGGAGAGAAUAAAGGAAGUUCUUGUAGCCUUGCAAGCAUUUACCCUCCGACUCCAAGGUAAAAACUAAGUAAACAAGUUACACGUUCGUUGCAGUGUUACUUUGAUAGAUUGGAAUUUGAUGUAAUUUUAGAUUUCAUUUUGUAAUGGGAUUAAUUAGUUCAAAGAUGUUGUCUCCAUAAACUUGAAACUGCGAGCAAG